UCCACGUUGGAGCAGCCUCAUUCGACAAAUCUGACCAUGGAGUACAAAGGCGUUUGUGUGCUGCUGGGAGUGCUACUACUGGUGAACUGCUCACUUCAGCAGAAUCCACCAAAGAAGAAAGUGGUGAGAAAAGAUACUGCAACAAAGGAUGCUGCCAUUGAGGAUCUAAAAAAACAGAUCAAUGAUAUUGUCAAGGAGCUCAACCUACUGAAGGAACAACAGGCGCUGCAGAGAGUCUGUUUGAAAGGCAUCAAGAUCCAUGGUAAGUGUUUCCUGGCUGACCCUGUGAAGAAGCGCUAUCACAUUGCCAGUGAAGAGUGUAACGCUAUGGGCGGCGUCCUCAGUACGCCCACAUCCAGCGAUGAGAACGACCAGCUCAGAGACUACAUCCGCCAGAGCAUCGGCCCAAGCGAGCAGAUCUGGCUGGGGGUCAAUGACAUGAUGACUGAGGGCACCUGGGUGGACCAAACCGGUUUCAGCAUUUCAUACAAAAACUGGGACACCUCCAAUAACCGGUCCCCUCAGCCUGACGGGGGUGCGUCCCAGAACUGUGUCGUCCUCUCUGGGGCCUCCCGCGGGAAGUGGUCUGACGAGAACUGCCGUGACGAGAGGCCCUCCGUCUGCCAGUUCAACAUUAUUUGAUCACAUUUAUCUAAUCACAGACUCUGCAUCAUGGUUACAAUUGCUUUGUGUGUGCAUGUGUACA
Thunnus maccoyii (southern bluefin tuna) is the source of this 706-nucleotide messenger RNA. RefSeq names its product tetranectin-like. NCBI's taxonomy places the organism in Eukaryota, Metazoa, Chordata, Actinopteri, Scombriformes, Scombridae. Bases 37 to 642 code for a protein of 201 amino acids. The transcript is spliced from 3 exons. The record is from RefSeq and is a predicted model, not a curated record.